AUGGAAUCCGAGGUAGGUGAAGCCUCCCAUCAACAUCCAAAAUGUAGCAGACUUACAAACCAAGCUCAGUUUUCAUCAACUUCAGUUAAAGAUUCAAUCUUGACAAUUCCUAUUCUGCCACCAGAACUCAUCACUGAAAUACUCUUAAGGCUACCAGUGAAAUCCCUCUUGAAAUUCAGGUCUGUUUCAAAAUCUUGGCUUGCUUUAAUAUCUAGCCCUGAAUUUAUCAAGACCCAUCUUAGUGUAUCUGCUAAUAACGAGGAUUAUACCCACCAUAGGCUUAUAUGGAUUUGUAGACAUGGGUCCUUGAAUCUUAAAGAUUCUAGUGGUACGUUUUGUAGGUGUGGCAAGUUCAAUCGAGGUAAGCUCAAAAUAUAUAGUCUAAAGAGUGAUUCUUGGAGAAGUGUUGAUCCUUGGGCAAGUGUUGAUGAUCGUCGAAGUCGGGAGCAAUUAGAUGUUUCAGGUAAAUUUGUGAAGGGGAAACUUUACUGGCCUACUGCUACUGUUGAUGGUCUGUAUGUUUUUUACAAGGAGUGGACCAUCACUUCUUUUGAUUUGGCUAAUGAGAAAUGGGGAGAGGUGGAGCAUCCCUGCUACGAAGAGGGAGAUAUUGAUUUGUUGCUGGAAGUGUUAGGUAGUGAUCUUUCUGUCUUUUGUAAUAACCACGGAAAACAUAUAUCUAUUUGGAUUAUGAAGGAGUAUGGGGCUAAAGAAUCUUGGACAAAGAUGUUUACCAUCAAUUAUCCUGAUCGUUAUGUGGGGGAUCGUCAUGUUUUUUCUCUGCCUUCUUUCAUGUCAAAUAAAGGUGAAAUUUUGGUUAUGUUUCUGUUUCAUGCAACUUCCAUGAUAUACAAUCCGAAGGAUGAUUCGUUAAGAUAUUCAAAGGUUAUUGAGUUUAAUGGCGGUCCUAAGGCAGAAGUCUACGUUGAAAGUCUAGUUUGUCCUUUCUCUAGAGAAGGGGCAGCGGAUGCAACAAAACACAAAAGGCUACAAAAGCUUAGAUCAAGCUUAGGACAUGGACAGAAUCGUCGUUGACAUAUCUGAAAUGUUGGGAAAUAGAGCUUAGACUUUUUUUUUUCUUUAAACAAGGCCAGUAGAGCUCUUCAUGUGUUGCUUUCUAGAUCUACACUGCCUUUACUUGUCAUAUGUGAUGUCAAUGAAGUUUUUUGUUGACAGU
Molecule: messenger RNA, 1177 nt
Organism: Lycium barbarum (goji berry)
Lineage: Eukaryota; Viridiplantae; Streptophyta; Magnoliopsida; Solanales; Solanaceae
Product: F-box protein CPR1-like
Exons: 3
Coding region: 1-1035 (344 amino acids)
Molecular function (GO): protein binding
Source: RefSeq, a predicted model, not a curated record